Chenopodium quinoa (quinoa) is the source of this 3285-nucleotide messenger RNA. RefSeq names its product putative F-box/FBD/LRR-repeat protein At1g78760. Lineage: Eukaryota; Viridiplantae; Streptophyta; Magnoliopsida; Caryophyllales; Amaranthaceae. The record is from RefSeq and is a predicted model, not a curated record. The transcript is spliced from 8 exons. The coding region runs from base 824 to 3007 and encodes 727 amino acids.
AAUUUCCCAACCGAGAACCACCCUUUUUAGCCGGCCUUGAGAGUUGAGACUAUUUACAAGGCUAUGACUCUAUGAGCCCAUUUUGAAGCCCCCAACUUCCAUAGUUGAAGUUGAUGCAUCAAAUCCUGUCACUAAGAAAAUAAAUAAGAGUACGGAGUACUAAUUAUAGCAAUACAGGCAUAGCAACCCUUCUCCACAUCCCCAAUAGCAACAACUAACGCCUACCACAACGCCCACUGCUCAUCGGAGCAACCAAGGGUGGCUGGAGUUUGAUGGCGUCUUCUCACCCACUGCUCUUCCUCCGUGUACGGCGACGGUAGUCGGAGCUAAGCGCACUCUCUCUCUCUCUCUCAUCUUUACUCAUCCUUGUUUAAUUAUAUUCUAAUUUAUCAAAUUUUAUUAUAGCUGCUCAGAUCUAAUUUUUAAAUUAAGAGUUUUUACUCUUCCAAAAAAUUGAAUUCAAAAACAAAACCGUGUUUUCACAUUGUUUUUUUUAAGGAAACUUAGGUCCCAAUUAUUUCCUUUUAUAAUUUGUUUCCUAUUUCCUGUUCAUGUGACAGGAAUUUGUUUCCUAAUCAAAUUCAUAUUCCUGUAUUAUUAUUAUUAUUAUUUUGUAUAAUUAUCAAUUAUAAAUAUUAAUCUCGAUCAGAGCUGCCUUGAUUUUCAUAGUGUUCAUCAAAUAUGGACUUAUUUGAUAAAUUGUCAGAUGAUUUGAUUAUUCACAUAUUAUCGCUUCUUCCUACUAAAUAUGCUGUGUUAACCAGUAUUUUGUCCAGAAGAUGGAAAUUUUUAUGGUGUUUUGCUACCAACUCUUUAGUGUUUGAUGAUCGCCAUUCAUUCCGUGAUUAUUAUCACGAUCCUGAAAAGUUUUCGCGUUAUGACCCUGAUCAUCAUCGUGUUUUGUAUUUUCAUGACUUCAUUGGCAAAGUUGUCAAACUUAGCAAGGUGUCCCCAGUUGAAUCUUUUUUGCUUAUGUUUUAUAUGUCCAGAGAAGUCGAAUUCGGUUUCAUCAUGGAUACAUGAGAUUGUCAACAAACACAAACCUAAAAAGAUUGAAAUCUACUUUGGUUUUGAUCUUUGUAUGUGGAAAAAAGAGGUUAGGUUGCCUCUUGAGACUUUCAACAGUAAAACAUUGCAAGUUCUUAAAUUACAUUUUUUUUGUUCCAAACCAUUGGCUGACUCCAAGUUUAAUAACGCGAAUAGCAUGUAUCUACCCAACCUCAAAAUCUUGCAUUUCUGGAUGGAGGUUUUGAAAAAUGAAUGGUGGUUCUUUAUCUACCUUUUCCGAGCAUCUCCAAAGCUUGAAGUAGCAUGUUUUGGAGGUAACUUAGAAAAUAGUAAGGUUUUGUAUAACAUGUAUGGGCCUUGUUUGAAAAGACUGCGAAUGAAAUUUAGAUCCAUAGAUUCGUCAAACAAAUUCUUCAUCAAUGCACCAAUGUUGGAGGAGCUCGAGAUUGUGGAUGAAUCGUUCCAGAAAUAUGUCGUUAAAAGUAAAUGCAUUGUCAAUGCAAAACUUGACAUUGGACUUCCCUUCCUCAGAAAACUGCAGCGACUACAUGUUUAUAUUAGCCGGUUAUGCAAGCUUUUGUGUAGAAUCUCAAAUGUUAAGUUCCUUAAUUUGAAGGCUCAUACCAUGGAUGCUCUUAGCAUUAGUUGUGAUCACAAGGAUACCUUCACCCUGCCUCAAUUUCUUUCUUUACGUCGUUUCCAAUUAUGCUUUCUCAACUACUCUUCAUGGGAUGUUCUCCCAAAACUGUUAGAAUGUUCACCAAAUCUUGAAGUUCUAGUAUUAAGCAAGGACUUCAAAGGUAAGGAUUCUGAAUUCAGGAGUGAUUUAACCUGGAUUCAGCCAACCAAUGUGCCUGCCUGUUUGCUAUCAUGCCUUCAUCUAAUUGAAGUGCGGGAUUGUGAGUCUCAUCAAGUUGAAUUCGAUCUCAUUAGCUAUUUGCUUAAGCAUGGCGAGGUUCUGAGUACUUUCCUAGUUGAGCUCCUCCCAACUAAUUCAAGGGAGGACCUAAGGUUCAGAGAAAAACUGAUGGCGAUUCCAAGGAUUUCAACCACUUGCAAAUUAAAAAUCUCCUCAUACCCUCAUUUUUCUCCACAUAAUGGCUUUUCCCCAGAUUUUGGAGAAUAUAAAUAUCAAGAGCUGCAGCAAAGGAUGAACCCUCAAAAGUUAAGCUUUGAAGAUUUAAGACUUUGCACAAAUUACUUCAGUGAUGAAAAUUUAAUAGCAAGAACCAAGAAAUUCAAAAUCUACCAUGGAAAAAUUUAUCAAUCUGGUGCAUAUGAUUCACCAGUUAAGGACGUUGUUGUGAAAAAAUGGGUAAUACCAGCAAAGAGUCCUUACAAAAAAUACAAGGAGGAGACUCUUCGUAGUUUUAAUGAAGAACUAAAGUUACUACAGCAUCCAAACUUCUAUUGUCAUCCUUACUUUAUGAACAUACUUGGUUAUUGCGCAGAAGAUAACAAUGAAAGACUUGGUGUUGUGUAUGAUUGCAAAGCCCUUGAUUACUUAGAGAACCUCAUACCUAAAGAUAGCUUCAAGUGGUUGCAAAGAAUGAAGGUGGCGCUGGUUCUGGCAUGCAUUUUGGAACAUAUGCAUAAGAAGCAUGUAGAUCUCCCUUCUGUUACUCCUAGAUUUAGUCCUGCUUAUGUUAUUCUGGAUCAGGAUUAUAUGCCAGUAUUGUACAACUUUAAUCGAAGAGGAUAUGAAUUUAGAGAAGAGGACAAUUAUGACUAUCGUAUUGGAAAAGAAUACCUAGAUUCAAGGAAUGACUAUGACAUUAAAAAAUAUGGACAAACUCUUUUGGGGCUAAUAUCGAAAAGAGCUCACCGAUGCCCUAUAGGUAAACACCACACAUCUGAAUGUGUUACGAUAGACCGAUGGAUAGCAGCGCAGAAAGAUGAUAUAGAUAUUACUUCCUCCUUGUGUAAAUCGGAGGUAUCAUUAGUGCAUAAAGAUUUGAUCGAUGAUCCAACCUAUGAUGUUGCUGAUGGUUUGAAAUAGACACGCCUUGCAAUGCGCUGUCUUGGUUUUCCUCAACACCGGCCAAGCAUGCAUGCAAUCGCAAGUUACAGUUUUUUAAAAAUAAUUGGGAUGUAAUAGACCAUAACAAAGUUAUAAGUUCUUACUUUUGAUUUGAGUGUGUUAUCUCAAGAAAUUGAGCAAAAAUUGCUUUUUUAGUGCAAAUGAGUAGAGAAGAUAGUUCAUUUUGUGUAAAAGAGUAAAUAGUUAUAUGAUAACCAGUUGUACAACACAAUUAUACUACUGAUCUUAUGACAAAA